UCAACACAAACCCAAAUCAAUCUGCGUUUCUUCUCUCUUUGUCUACGAUGACCUCGAAGAACAGUGGUUUGUCUGCCGCGCUUGUUUCGAAUCUCCAAGAUGUGCUUUCGAAGAGAAAAGUAGGGAACGAGGAAAAAGUUGGGAGCGAUGGAUCGGCGGAGGAGGCUCCGUAUACAUCUGAUUCCGUUGAUGUUGCGGCGGUGGAGGAAGAGAUCGAUGACUCUGGGAUUUUUGCUGUGUUGACCAAUUAAUUGUUUUGACUAUUCAUACUUGUAAUUCAGUCUUGGGUUUUUUGACUUUUGCUUUGAGAAAUUUGCGUCUGGGUAAGGAGGUUGCUUAUCUCCAAGUAUAUCUUGGUCUUAUCUUUAGUAGUAUAUGUAGCUUUGCUUCACGUUCUUUUUUCAUUGGCUUUGGUUGAGUUAUAAUCAAAGAGAUUUUUUUCUAAGUUCCUUGUUUCGAUAUCCCUUCGAGGGUUCCAACGAAAUACAAGAAGACAACACGUUAAACAUUGUUCUCGAAUGAAGAGGAUUUUGUCUU
Arabidopsis arenosa is the source of this 537-nucleotide messenger RNA. Lineage: Eukaryota; Viridiplantae; Streptophyta; Magnoliopsida; Brassicales; Brassicaceae. The record is from the annotation of a GenBank genome assembly.